UUCAUCAUCUUGUCUGGAAGAGGAAAAUUAGCUUCAUCGUAAAGUUUCGCUUGAUAAUAGUUGAAGAAUCAUCUGGAGCUCCAGAAACUCCUUCAACACACCGCGAGUCUCCUCGUAGAUCAGACCGGAGAUCCGCUUGACACCGACACGGCGAGCGAGACGAUGAAUGGGUUUGAUGAUUCUUCAACUAUUAUCUAUUGAUUAUUUCUUGCUCACAGUUUAAAUUUUUUUCAUUUUUGAGCACCACUUUUUGGCUUGCUGAACAUUGCAGUUGCUUGGCUGUUAACAACUAUUAAGUUAGAUGAGACUAGGGUUGCCAACCGUUCCGUAUAAUACGGAAUCGUCCCGUAUUUGACACAUAAAAGGCUUGUUCCGUAUUGAACUGAUACGGAACGCACUUUGUUCCGUAUUUUUGAGAAUCAGUUCAGUAGCCUACAAAUCCAUGACAGACGCAUAGCUUCUAAUAUAUAUGUCAGACAGACUAUGAUGAAUGAACGAAGACCCGCUGCUAUAAUGGCAAAUUCGGGGACUUGGCGCCCCCUUGGCGGGCUCUGACGUGUAAUGACGUAGAGUUGGCUCAUUGGUCGCACGUCAGAGGCGCCCGCGCCAUUGGAUGUGCAGUUCCCGCAGCGCAGCCUAUGAGCGAGCCAGACGCUCAAUGUGCAAAUGCGUUUUACAGGCUUCAGUAAAUCGAGUAAAAUGUGUUUCCGAAGACAUUUGUAGGCUAUGAUAAGAAAAACUACUAAAAUUAAAAAUAGAAUUUUUUGCACUGGAAAUAACAUUCUAGAAGUCUAAUUCUAUUGAAUAAGUUCGCACAAGGCUACAGAAAACUGUUGUGUUUAUUUUUCUUCAAAUGCAGUCUAAGCCGAUGAGUUUUGAAGUAGAACCUGAUGUUGCAGAACCUGAAAAUGAAAUCAUGGAAGAAAAUCUUGGAUUAGAUCCAAUGGCAGCUGUUGUGUCUGACCCAGAGGAUAGAUCUUAUUAUCAAGAUGAUAGUGAUGUAGAAGAAAUAUCUGACUGGGAGGAACCAGAAAAACUCAGAAAUCGCCUUUCCAACUGGGCAUUAACAUAUGGUAUUUCCCAUAUUGCACUUUCGGCUCUCUUGGCAAUAUUAACGGUCCACCACUGUGACUUGCCAAAAGAUGCACGAACUCUUCUUAACACAAGAAGAGAUUAUUCUGUUAGGGAGCUCUGCGGUGGCCUUUACCACUACAUUGGCAUUAUUGAGGCGUUAAAACAUACCCUUUCCCAGUGGAAAGACAAGCUUGUCGAUGGAUGUUGUUUAUAUCUUCAAAUGUCAGUGGAUGGCCUGCCACUUUUAAAAGUUCAGGUCUUCAGUUGUGGCCCAUUUUAGGUAGAUUGGUUGGAGUACCCAUGAAAGAACCUGUAGUCAUUGGGAUGUACUCAGGUAUAAAGAAACCUGAGUCAUCAAAAAUGUAUCUCACAGAUUUGGCAAAUGAACUCUCACAAUUACAGGAGGGGUUUACAUUUGAGGGGAAAAGGCUCACUUUAAAAGUUCAUUCGAUGAUCUGUGACGCACCGUCAAAAUCCUUUGUGAAAGUCACAAAGGCUUUUAACGGUUACUAUGGUUGUGACAAGUGUAUUCAGAGUGGGGUGUACCUCAACCACCGCAUGACAUACCCCCUCAUGAAUAGCCAAACACGGUCUGAUGAGGCAUUUUCCAGGCAGGAGGAUGAGGAACACCACCAUGGUCCUCAUGCCUUCACAAAUGUACAUUUUGGUUUGGUGUCCCAAGUCCCACUGGACUACAUGCACCUGGUGUGCUUGGGGGUGGUAAGGCGCCUUAUCUUUCUGUGGAUGAAAGGUCCUCUGACUGUCCGUGUACCAGGGAGAGACGUGGACAGAAUAUCCAGAAAUCUUCUAAGCUUAAGACCCCACAUUCCUUCGGAAUUUGCUAGAAGGCCAAGAGCACUGAACGAAGUGGAUAGGUGGAAGGCGACGGAGUUCCGUCAGUUUCUCUUAUACACAGGGCCGGUGGUGUUGCGCGAGGUGUUAAGACCUGAUCUAUAUACAAACUUCCUGCUGCUGUCGACAGCCAUGGCAAUGCUGGUCUCCCCUUUCUUUGCCAGAAAGUACAACGAAUAUGCCAACAGCCUCCUUCAUGCUUUUGUGGAACAUUUUGCCCGCCUGUAUGGAAAUGAUCAGCUAGUGUACAACGUGCAUGGGUUGACCCAUCUUGCACAGGAUGCAAAACAUUUUGGCAAUCUGGAUGUUAUAUCAUCAUUUCCAUACGAAAAUUAUUUGCAAAAACUCAAGGGUUUUGUACGCAAACCCUCAAAUCCCCUGGCCCAAAUAAUCAGAUGCCUGCCCGAGGGAUUAAAUGGUGGUGUUACAAGUGACCAGCCCAUCAAAUUGUGCAAAGAACAUGCCCGAGGCCCUAUACCAGUACCAAACUUGAUCUGUCACCAGUAUGACGAACUGAUAUCAGAGAGGUUCACCAUGACCACAACAUGUCGAAACAACACAUUUCUGAUGGGCAAAAAUUUGUGUCAAAUAAUUUAUAUAAUUGACUGUCACGGUGAUAUCAUAAUUGCCUACAGACAGUACGGGAUGGUUGAAACAUUUUUUACCUAUCCUUUUAAUUCGGACAUUUUAAACAUUGUGAUACCAGCUGACCUAGGCCAUGAGAUAAAAUUCUCCAAACUGUCAUCUUUCACACAAAAAUGCAUGGCUGUCCCUUUCAAUGAGGCAAUGGUGGUUAUACCGUUGUUUCAUAUGAAGGACUAGACUUUAUUUUUGAAAAUCAUAGUUCAGUUCAGUUCAGUUCAGUUAUGUAUUUUUUUAAUCAUCUUAUUUUUUACACAAUGAUUUCUAAAAGACAUUCUGUGGAGUAAUUUUCCUCGACGAGGACAUUACAGAAGUUGUGCCGAGGUCAUGGGUUAAAGGUGAUGAAUGUUUUUGGCCAACAUUCAUUUCUGAGGAAAAACCCAAAAGGCCAUAAAGAGGCAUGAAAUGCCAGGCCCUGGCUGGAAAAUCUUCAAAAUAAGAACACUCUUUGAAAAAGUAGAUGACUUCAGUAAGGCAAGGCAAAAGCUGAAGGACUACAACAGAAAUGGAACGGCAGUCCUCCAGUCAGAGGAUGAGAGCUCAAUGGCAAAAAGGAGAAGAAAAGAGACACAUUACCCAGGAUUUGAAAACGGCAGUACUGACUCUGAAACUGAGCAGACUCCAAAAAGAAGACCAGAGCCUCGGCCUCGGCCUCGGCCUCGGCCUCAACCUCUCGCUAUUAGCGCUACACUUCCUAGUCUCCCUCCAGCCCCC
Messenger RNA from Xyrauchen texanus (razorback sucker), 3282 nucleotides. RefSeq lists its product as uncharacterized. The transcript has 3 exons. The coding region runs from base 1276 to 2748 and encodes 490 amino acids. NCBI's taxonomy places the organism in Eukaryota, Metazoa, Chordata, Actinopteri, Cypriniformes, Catostomidae. The record is from RefSeq and is a predicted model, not a curated record.